ACAAACGGUCACACUUCUUUAAUGUUUACAAAUUUCACAUGCGAAAAGUAUAGUUAAAAUAAAUAGGUAACGAAAUAUACAAUUAAGCAAGAAUGGCCCACUAUAAAGGUGCCGCCAGCGAGGCGGGCCGUGCCGCCCAGCUAAUGAAGAAGCGCGAGAUCCAGCAGCAGGAAAUCGAAUUUCGCAAGAAGAAGAUCGAGGAAGAGCUCAAGCUGGAGAAGAUCGAGAACAAGUUUGCCACCCAUUACGAUGCCGUGGAGCAGCAGCUCAAGUCCUCGACCAUUGGCCUGGUCACCCUGGACGAGAUGAAGGCCAAGCAGGAGGAUAUAGUGCGGGAACGGGAGAAAAAACUGGCCCAGAAAAAGGACGAAAAGGACCGGGAGAAGCAGCGUGCCCUGGAGGCAAUUCAGGCGGAGAAAAACAAGCAGAAGCGCCAGAUCCAGGCACUGUCCUUCAACCUGGAUGAGGACGAGGAGGGGGAUGAAGACCACGAUAUCGAGGACGAGCCCAAAAUAAAGCAGGAGGAAAAACCGAAACUCAAGCCCAAGUGGACGGAGAUGCAGGACGAGAUUGUGCCCAUAAAGAAAAAGAAAAUAUGCAAAAAUCCCGAUGUGGACACCUCCUUUUUGCCAGAUCGCGAGCGCGAGGAGCAGGAGAACCGACUGCGCGAGCAACUGCGUCAGGAAUGGGUGAUGCAGCAGGCGGAACUCAAGGACGAAGACAUCUCCAUCACGUUCAGUUACUGGGAUGGGUCAGGCCAUCGACGCAGUGUGCUGAUGAAGAAGGGCAACUCCAUCUACCAGUUUCUGCAAAAGUGCCUCGAGCUGCUGCGCAAGGAGUUCAUCGAACUGAAGACCGUAAUGGCUGAUCAACUGAUGUACGUCAAAGAGGAUCUAAUCCUGCCACACCAUUACUCCUUCUACGACUUCAUCGUGACCAAGGCUCGCGGCAAAUCCGGUCCGCUUUUCCAGUUCGACGUUCACGACGACGUGCGCAUGAUUAGCGACGCCUCCGUGGAGAAGGAAGAGUCGCAUGCGGGCAAGGUGCUCCUCCGCUCCUGGUACGAACGCAACAAGCAUAUAUUUCCUGCCAGCCGCUGGGAGCCCUACGAUCCCACCAAAUCCUACGACAAGUACACCAUCAAGGAUAAAGACAAAAGCAAAAAGUAGUUUUUUAUUGGAUACAACCUUAUGAGCAAAUUUGCUACCCCUUCUGCCUCCCCCUUUAUAAAUUACAUUAUUAUAACAAUUUAUUUAAAAGCUUGUAUCACAAACAAUAGUUUUUGUUUAUUCAAACGAAGCAUAAUAAGUUGAAAUAAAACACCUAAAAAACCAUAA
This is a messenger RNA of Drosophila elegans, 1337 nucleotides long. Its product is annotated as protein FAM50 homolog. Gene Ontology annotation, biological process: chromatin organization. Gene Ontology annotation, cellular component: nucleus. Bases 93 to 1169 code for a protein of 358 amino acids. The record is from RefSeq and is a predicted model, not a curated record. NCBI's taxonomy places the organism in Eukaryota, Metazoa, Arthropoda, Insecta, Diptera, Drosophilidae. The transcript has a single exon.